This is a messenger RNA of Helobdella robusta, 210 nucleotides long. RefSeq lists its product as hypothetical. The annotation marks the transcript as partial. The transcript has a single exon. The record is from RefSeq and is a predicted model, not a curated record. Lineage: Eukaryota; Metazoa; Annelida; Clitellata; Rhynchobdellida; Glossiphoniidae.
UUAACUCUAAAUGUUUCCAUUGCUACUUGUGAGCAAUCAUUCAGUAAGUUAAAAUUAUUACUACAUGACUUAAGAGCUACGAUGAGUCAACAGCAGCGAAUGUGCAACUUGGCAUUGCUGAGUAUUGAAGAAAACGAAAUGAAUUGUUUAAAUUUUGAAGAGAUAAUCAACGAUUUCUCUUCAUCAAAAGCCAGAAAAGUUGACAUCUAA